UAUUAGUAAGAGCAAAAAAAAAUUAUUUUCCACUUGCGUGUAAAAAUGUAUUACAAUUUUUUAGCCAUUCUUUUGCUCUGAGUUUGUUUGCAAUGAAACCGAUGACUUAACUAAAAAACAAAAAUAAAAUAAUAUAAAAUAAAAAGACGAAGAAGAAGAAGAAAAAUGAAAUAUCUAUAAGAUCCAUGAAAGCUUGUACAUUCCAAAGCCAAGAACACCACAUUAGGCGAAAGAAUUACGCCACAUAACUGAUUUAACCAACUCUCUUCAUUUUUCCUCUCUUUCACCUUCCAAAGAUCUCUCUUACUGGUAAAAAAUGAGAGAAAACCUCAUUGACAUGGGAUCAUCCAACUGCGGCUCAGAUCUUCCGAGGGACGAAUCCGUAAAAUGCAUUCUUGAACGUAUAGAAAUCGACACCAUGGCAAACGACUCUGACCGGAAAACGGGCCCCCGCAUUGGAAGGCUCGAAUCAGGCGUGGCCCGAGGCCUCAGAAGCCUCCGAUUUCUCGACCGAACGACAACCGGAAAAGAAGAGGAUUCGUGGAGGGCCAUCGAGAAGCGUUUUCAUCAGCUUUCGGUUGAAGGCAAGCUGUUCAAGGACAAAUUUGGGGUCUGCAUUGGGUUGGGGGAUAGUAAGGAGUUUGCAGAGGAGCUUUACGAUGCGCUGGCAAGGCGAAGGAACGUGAGGACGGAAAACGGGAUAACCGUGAACGAGGCUCGGGAGUUUUGGGAGGACAUGACAAAUCAAGACUUAGACACAAGGCUUCAUAUUUUCUUUGACAUGUGUGACAAAAAUGGUGAUGGGAAGCUAUCAGAGGAUGAGGUUAAAGAGGUUCUGGUAAUGAGCGCCUCGGCGAACAAGCUCUCGAAUUUCAAGCAGCAAGCCGCCACUUACGCUUCGUUAAUCAUGGAGGAGCUCGACCCCGACCACCAAGGAUAUAUCGAGAUGUGGCAACUAGAAGCUCUUUUGAGAGGAAUGGUCGGUUCCGAACAAGGCAAGACGAUGAAAUCUACUCGCAAAACCGAGUCACUCGCGAAGACUAUGAUUCCCAAGGAAUACCGAACGCCCGUCAGCAAAUUCAUCUCCAAGAAUACCGAGCGAUUUUUCGAAAACUGGAAAAAGAUAUGGGUCUUGUGCCUUUGGUCCUUCGUAAACAUAUCCCUCUUCAUCUGGAAAUUCGAUCAGUACAAAAAACGAGCCGCGUUUCGAGUCAUGGGCUACUGCCUCUGCUCGGCAAAAGCCUCUGCCGAGACCGUCAAAUUCAACAUGGCACUCAUCCUCUUGCCCGUCUGCAGAAGAACGCUGACGUGGCUCCGCGAGUCAUUUCUCGGGACUUUUAUACCCUUCGAUGAGAACAUCAAUUUCCACAAAAUCAUCGCUGCUGGGAUUGUGUUGGGUACUCUAGUCCACGUCGUAAUGCACUGCACCUGCAACUUCGUGAGGCUCGUUUCAUGUCCCCUUAAUCAGUUCGACUCGAUUUUCGGGCCCGCGUUCGAUUUUCGCCAGCCGAGUUAUUUAGAUCUCGCGGGGACCACAGUUGGGGUCACGGGUAUAGUGAUGCUCGUUUUGAUGGUUUUUUCGUUCACGCUCGCGACUCAUUCGUUUCGAAGGAAUGUGGUGAAGCUGAGGUGGCCGUUUUGCCACCUGGCAGGAUUUAACUCGUUUUGGUACGCGCACCAUUUGCUGGCUCUUGUUUAUGUGCUCUUGAUCGUCCAUGGCUACUUCAUAUUCAUCAUCCGAGAAUGGUACAAAAAGACGACGUGGAUGUACGUGGCAGUGCCGAUGCUGGUCUACACAAGCGAGAGAAUACUUACGCUUUACGAUCAUAACUAUAAAGUUGGGAUCAUUAAGGCUGUGAUUUAUACGGGAAAUGUGCUAGCAUUGUACAUGAGUAGGCCUCCGGGAUUCAAAUACAAGAGCGGGAUGUACCUUUUCGUCAAGUGCCCGGAUAUAUCGAACUUCGAAUGUAUAGAUAUUGGGACUUUGCAGCAUAUAAUAGAAAUGCACAACUAUUUGACAAGCAUGUAUGAGGAAGGAGAUGCUCGGUCAGCGCUAAUAACAAUGGUUCAGUCGUUACAACACGCAAAAAAUGGAGUCGAUGUCGUCUCGGAAAGCAGGAUACGAACACAUUUUGCUCGGCCAAACUGGAGAAAAGUGUUCACUCACUUAACCAGCGUUCAUCCUUCUACCCGGAUAGGCGUGUUCUACUGUGGGAGUCCUACGCUAACGAAGCCACUCAAGAAGCUUUGUCAGGAGUUCAGCUUGAAUUCGUCUACACGAUUUCAGUUUCACAAAGAGAACUUCUAAUGCUUGUUGCAAUGCUUUUUGGUUGCUUAUUAUCAGCAUCGGCUUCGAUUGUUCAUUUUCGACUUGUUCAUUUUUCGAAUCUUCGACUAGCAUAGAGAGACUAGGAAGGUAAUGAAUGAAUCUGGAAAGUGACCGAAAGAUUUUCAGAACUUGUUAUCUUAGUUAAAAGCUUCAAAGUUCAAUUAACUGCGAGAUCACAAGUAAUUUUAAACUGAAAUCCACCUGUGUUGGAUAUGAACUACUAAGGGUGUGUUUGUUAAAGAAUAUACUCAAACCAAAUUAAUUCUACUCAAAAUUUAACUCAACUUU
This is a messenger RNA of Striga asiatica, 2617 nucleotides long. Lineage: Eukaryota; Viridiplantae; Streptophyta; Magnoliopsida; Lamiales; Orobanchaceae. The record is from the annotation of a GenBank genome assembly.